Molecule: messenger RNA, 3547 nt
Organism: Vitrella brassicaformis
Lineage: Eukaryota; Vitrellaceae
Source: the annotation of a GenBank genome assembly
UUUGGGAACAAAUUUACGGAGGCGCGGGCCGCUCUCCUCGGCCUUCGAUGGAGGAGGCAUCAUCAUCAUCAGCAGCAGCAGUGGAUGUCCUCCAAGCCGACCAUUUGGAGCAUUCAUCAGUGUCAGAUCUCCACCCUCGCCAGACGUCCGAUGGCAUGACGAUGGUCCCGCCGUCCCCCGGGCCCUCCCCUUCUCGUUGCGCAGCUCGGAUGGCCGACCGUCUGAGGCUCCCCCGUGCCGGCGGCACCCCCUCCCCUCCCCUCAACACGCGCUCGCCCUUCCACCUCAACUAUCGCAUCCUGGCAGAGGCCGCCUCGGCCUUCCCCUCCUGCCCGCCCCCGCCAUUCCCCCCUCCAGUCACCUCCUCAAAGCAGUCUACACACGAUGCGGGUCAGCAGCAGCAGCACUGCAGCUGGGUUGAUGCGGCGGCCGAGGGUGGAUGCGUCGGCCAGCCUCUCUGCGGUGGUGGUGGCGCUGGAGAUGGAGAUGGAGAUGGUGGUGCGGCGUACGAGUAUUUUGGCGGGGAUGUGGGUCAGUGGGAGGGCAUCAUGACGGCCGCUGGCGACGGCGAGGGAGGGGGAUGGGACCACGGGCAGCAGGGGCAGGGGUACGGGCCGUACGGCAUAUCGUAUUGUGGUCAUCACGGUGAUGAUAGCAUGGGUAGCAUGGGUAGUGGCGUUGUCGUGGCCGGGGAAAGUAUUGCUGUUGGUGUUGGCGUUGGUGUUGACGUGGGCAACUCUUGCGAGUAUGAGGAGGCCCUUUGCAAUGAUGAUGUGCAGACUACCGCUAUGGUAAGACCACUCCACUGCUUACAAGAGAUGAAGAGAAGAGCAGAAGAGCCCUCUCGCGCAACACGCCAUCUCAUCUGUCUGCUCAUUCUUUCUUUAUUGUGUCGAUCUGUCUGUCUGUUCAGGAGGAGGCGUCGACCGCCGAGCAGCCCUCUCGCAGUCUCUCCCAGCUCGUGACCAACAUCCUCACCGCUCACGGCCAAGAGGAACAUCCGCACCAACAAACACACCCACACCCACAGCAGCAGGAGCAGCAGCAGCAGCACUCCGUGUCGCACCAGCACCAGCAGCAGCACCAGCAGACGGACCCCUCCCUCCCCCUCACCUCCACCCCUCCCCCCUUCCACAAACAGACUACUCCCAGGUCGUCGCUCGGCCUCUCAGACCGAUCAGACACACCUGUCGGACUGACCGGCGGCAGCAACACCACCACCACCACCACCCAGCCCAAGACCAUAACCUUCAGCCCCACACCCACCCCCACCGCCACAGCAACAGCAACAGAUGAAGAUCGCAGCAAAGGUGGUCAGGAGGAUCCGCUCCCCGCGUGCUUUGAGGAGCGGUUCGUCGAGUGGUUCGACCUGGGCCGCGUCGGUGGGUACACGAUGGAGGAUCUGGGCGGUGAGGAGCGGGGGUUGGUGCAGCGGGUGGUGGGGCUGGUGGAGCGGGGAAAACCCGACCUCUGUGUGACCAAUGUCGAGAUGCACGUCAACGCCGUGCGGGGCGAGGAGGGCGGGGGCGGGGGCGCAGAUGGGGCCACUGACGUGCUGGUAAGGAAAGGAAGGAUCGAUGGGGUCGGUCCCGUUGUGGUCGACUCGUGACCGAAUGAUGCCUGUCCGUCCGUGUCUGUGUCUGUAAUCAGGUGAUUUUCCGUGCCGAGGGUCUCCUCUCCUCGCAGACACCGAAAUGGACGCCCCCCAUACUGCAGAGUGAGUACAAUCCACACCACCACACACACACACUCUCUCUCUCUAUACAUGUGUCCUUGGUUUUCCCCCCUCCUCAUCUCUGUCCACCCCUCAAUCCAUCCAUCAGGCGUCCACACCAUCCUGACAGCGGCCGGUCUCUCGGCGCACCUCUCCCCCACCCACCUCACCGUCACCGUCGGCAGCCCCCCUUCACUGAGCAUCAUCCUGCGCUUCGCCCCAGCCAUCCACCCCCCAUGGCGCGCCGCCACCUGCACCAACACACUGCCCAACAUCCAAGAGGAAGAGGCCCGCGAGGGAGGGGGAGAGAAUGAGAACGGCAAGGCGGGUGCUGGGGUGGUGGGGCCAGUUGGGGCGGUGUCAUCGGACCCCUCUCCAUCCCCUCACCACCGUGCUGUCGAGAGCCCCCUGCUGUCGUCGGGCGACAUGCCGUCCUCGCCCAAGUCCACCCCCACGCCCACCCCCACUCCAUCGCACCCAGCGGCGGAUGCAGAGGCGAGACAGCCGUCGCCGGAGGCCGAUCGCAGGACGUCAAAGCCGGCGGCCCGUGCAGCAGCGGCAGUGCGGCCAUUCAGCGAGGUGGGGCGGGCCAUGCCGGUGCCGUACACACAGCAGAAAGAGAGAGAGAGGGAGAAGGAGAAGAGCUGGCACGAUCAUCAGCAGGAGCAGACAAGGGGCGGCGGUGUGGAUGCGGGUGUGGGUGUGGGUGUGGGUGGCCACGUCUACACCCCCCAGACCCACUCCCACUCUCAGAUAGAGACUCAUUCCCAGCCACAGUCCUCCCUCUUCCAGCCGCAGCCGGCCCGUGUGUACACGCCGCAGCAUUUGUAUCAGCAGCAGUACCCCCUCUUCGUCCAGAGGGCCGCCCCCGAGCGCCACGCAUUCUACCCCUCACGCCACCCGCCACACCCCCCUCCCCCGUACGAGGACAACAACCACCCCCAGCAGCAGCAGCAGGAGACACACAAGACGUCCCCCACCCCAACCCGCACCACAACACACAAGAGCGCGGCGCGUGUGUUCGUGCCAUCGUCGGGUUUUUCCCACGGCAACAACCACCACCACCAGCAGCGGCAGCAGCAGCAGCAGCAGCAGCAGAGGGGCGCGGGCGGCGCUCGUACGUACUAUCAGCCGGCACAGUGUUAUGUGCCGGUGGGCAGCAGGGUUAAGGGGGAUAGGGGGGGCGGGGGCAAGUGACACAUACACACACUCAGAGACAGACAGACAGACAGACUGAUGUGGUUAGGUAUUAAGGAAAGGCGCCGAGGGAGGGAGGGAGGGAGGGAGGGAGGAGGAAGAGAGAGAGAGGGGGUAGCUCAACAAGGGCGGCUGAUUGAUCUUCUCUGGCGAGGAUCUGUCUUACCGUGUUGAUGUGAUGGCCGGCCCGCCACGAGCCGCCCACCUUCCUAUGUAUGGUAGGUAGGCAUUAUUCUCACAUACGAUGCAUGCCAUGAAGCGAAGCACCAAAGGUGACCGACAUUUUCGGCUGAUUGACCUGACCGAUACGCUUGCAGUCCGCGUACUCUCUGCCUCUCUGCCUCUCUCUCAGAAAGAAGAAUAAGAUAGUGUUUUGCCCCAGCCAGCCAGACAGACAGCCAGCCAGCCCCCUGUCUGUAUGUCUGUCUGUCUGUCUCUGAGUGGGCAUCAGCAAUAACGCAGCGGCUGACAUGUGUGUUUGGAUCGAUGGAUGGAUGGAUGGAUAGGCUAGACGGAGACCAAGGCAUGGCAUGGCAUGGCAUGGACUCGCAACCCCGACAGCAACACAACAUACAUACGUCAAGUCACUCGCAACACCAAUGCCUGCCUGCCAUGUAAUUGAUGUGCACUGAUCGG